Molecule: messenger RNA, 1406 nt
Organism: Marmota flaviventris (yellow-bellied marmot)
Lineage: Eukaryota; Metazoa; Chordata; Mammalia; Rodentia; Sciuridae
Source: RefSeq, a predicted model, not a curated record
GACGCAGAAGCAGACAAGAUGGCGGCGGCGGCGGCACAGGGCGGGAGAAGUGGUGGUGGCGGAGGCAGUAGUGGGGCUGGUGGUGGCCCUAGCUGUGGGACAGGCAGCAGCCGCAGCGGCUUGUUAGAUAAGUGGAAAAUUGAUGAUAAGCCUGUAAAAAUUGACAAAUGGGAUGGAUCAGCUGUGAAAAACUCUUUGGAUGAUUCUGCCAAAAAGGUACUUCUGGAAAAGUACAAGUAUGUGGAGAAUUUUGGGCUAAUUGACGGUCGCCUCACCAUCUGUACCAUCUCCUGUUUUUUUGCCAUAGUGGCUUUGAUUUGGGAUUAUAUGCACCCCUUUCCAGAGUCCAAGCCAGUUUUAGCCCUGUGCGUCAUAUCCUAUUUCGUGAUGAUGGGGAUUCUGACCAUUUAUACCUCAUAUAAGGAGAAGAGCAUCUUUCUUGUGGCUCACAGGAAAGAUCCUACUGGUAUGGAUCCUGAUGAUAUUUGGCAACUGUCCUCCAGUCUCAAAAGGUUUGAUGACAAAUAUACACUGAAACUGACCUUCAUCAGUGGGAGAACAAAGCAGCAGCGGGAAGCCGAAUUCACUAAGUCUAUCGCCAAGUUUUUUGACCACAGCGGGACACUGGUCAUGGAUGCAUACGAGCCUGAAAUAUCCAGGCUCCAUGACAGUCUUGCCACAGAAAGAAAAAUAAAAUAGCCAAUUCUAAAAGCAGCCCUCUUUCUGCUGGAUCAUGCUGAAUUACUGGAUGGGUGGGGGAAGAAACAGAACUUAAAAUGGGUAAAGUAAGAAAUGUUUAAAAUGUCCCUUUUUUUUGUCCUGAAAUUUUAGUCUCUUCUGGAAAAAUAGGAUUUUCUAGCACAGAUACAAGAAGUUGUAGCUCUUAUUUCUAGCUGUAGCUUCCUUGGUCUGCUGAUUGUGUUGUUUUGACUUGCUUUGGAAAAGCAUUCUUGCUGAAAGCUGUAUAAAACUUUUUUUUUUGUACGUAGUAGUACUUUCUAUAGUAUAGCUUUGUGCCAUGCAGCAUUUGAAGACUCAAUUUUAAAAAAUUGUUAACCUGUUGCUGACUUCAUGUUAAUUUCUGUUUCAACAACUGUUUCCUAAAGAAUUCAGGAUACAACUUCUUGUGUAUGACAGCUUUCCUCACACACCAUUUUUGUGGGUGUGUAUAUAUCUGACUUGGGGAAACUCCAAAAACCCACAAAAUAUAGCUUUUAAAUUUGUCUAAAAAGACCUGCCUGUUAAAAACACAUUUUGUGUUCUUAAUCAAUUGAAGAAGCCAGUGGCAUUUUUAAUUUUAUAUUGUCUGUUUUCCAUAGUAUAUCCCUGUUGAUUUGUUUGCGACCUUUAUUAAUUGCCAUUUUCUAAAUUUUUUUUUCAAUAAAAGGAAAGAAGAUGUGAAAAAA